This is a messenger RNA of Bolinopsis microptera, 1629 nucleotides long. RefSeq names its product melatonin receptor type 1A-like. Gene Ontology annotation, cellular component: plasma membrane. The record is from RefSeq and is a predicted model, not a curated record. Gene Ontology annotation, molecular function: G protein-coupled receptor activity; peptide binding. The transcript has 11 exons. Bases 1 to 1629 code for a protein of 542 amino acids. Gene Ontology annotation, biological process: cellular response to hormone stimulus; G protein-coupled receptor signaling pathway. NCBI's taxonomy places the organism in Eukaryota, Metazoa, Ctenophora, Tentaculata, Lobata, Bolinopsidae.
AUGCCGCGAUUUCCUUUUGUCCCUGAUGCAUGGUUCAUGGAGCCUGAUGAUGAUAUCUUCUAUUCGACAGAGUACCCUCAAGGUAGUCAGAUUCUGAUCGGGAUAGUCCUGUACUUGGUGUCUAUAUUCGGGACUGUUGGUAAUCUUACCUUGAUACUCGCCCUCAGGAAGAAUAAGAGGUUGAAGAAUGCCAGCAACCUUCUGACCAUUAGUCUGGCGGCCAGUGAUGUACUGAUUUCAGCUGUUGCCAUGCCAAUAAGUGGAUACGCUGCUUUAAGUUUCGACACAGAAGAGACUAUAGAUGACACCCACAAGUACAACCACACGCCCACGUGUCGGUCACGAGACACCACCCUCAGACUCUCCCCGUUCCUCUGUACCCUAAACGGGCUCAUCAUUUACGUGUCCAGUAGGAUAUCUACUUGGACUCUAGCUGGAAUGGCGCUGGAGAGGUUCAUUGCUGUCCUUCAUCCUCUAAAUUACAAUAGAAUAGUUACAAAGAGACGUAUGUUUGUUGUUAUCAUCACAAUCUGGAUCAUAUCUCUUAUAGUGGAACUACCCCAGGUUGGGGGCUGGUUCCCGUUUGUGUAUUACCACAACGCCUUUGGGUGUCUCUCUCCUUCGUAUCACCAUAUGGGCUACAAACACCCUGACUUUCUUAUCUUCAGUAUCAGCAAGAAAGUUAUACUAACUCUCCUCCCAACACCAUUAAUAGGCUAUUGCUACUACAGAAUACUUACGGUAUCCUUCAAAAACAAACAAUCUGAUGACACGUUAAGAAAAAGAUACGUGGAAAAUGGUUAUCACAAAUCUCGUAUUAAACCAGAUAAACUCUCCGGAGACAAACCAAAGAAACGGAGAAUGACCGCUGCUCACGAGUCGUUGGGGGAUAUUUUAGCAAAGACAACUCAGAAAUACAACUGCUACAAGAAGAGUUUCAUUUGGCUGAUAAUAGUCAUAUCUUAUGUGAUAUGCUGGUCACCUGUGUCAAUAACCGGGAUUACGAUGAACUUUUUGGAUGCUUAUUGUGAAAAGUAUUACCCAAAGGGACUAAUAAUCACAGUAUUUGUUAUAGCUAUUAUGAACAGCUGUGUGAACCCUGUAAUAUACGGGUUUCUACAUCAACAAAUCAGAAGGACGUUUCUAGAUAUCCUCUGCUGCAGAAGCACACAAUCUCGCUUACGUAUAGAGCAACAACACGAAUACCUGGGACAGGACACAGUUACAGUUGGUUUGGGAACACGAGCUAUCAGCUCAGUCUACCCCACUGAUGUGGUGGAGGUGUCAUCAGAGAAAUCAGUACUCUCCAACCCUCUCACUUACACGUCCUCCUCUAAAAACACUGAUAAAUCCUCCUCUAAAAACACUGAUAAAUCCUCCUCUAAAAACACUGAUAAAUCCUCCUCUAAAAACACUGAUAAAUCCUCCUCUAAAAACACUGAUAAAUCCUCCUCUAAAAUCACUGAUAAAUCCUCCUCUAAAAACACUGAUAACAUUGAUAAAUCCUCCUCAGUUAUUGACAAGACCUCGUCUCUGAAAAACAGCAGUGCCGUGUUAGUUAACCAUGACAGUAAACCAUUGUUUGACAAAUCUCUGGUACUUCCAGUAGUGGAGAGGAUCGAGUUUUAA